AUUUCCUCGGAGUAGAUGCGGGGGAGUUUGGCUGUGAAGUAAAUAUCACCAACUGCAAGUAGUUACUGCGUCCGCUGUGCAGCGCUCUGUCAGCCAGCAAACGCUUCACGGACAGAUGUUCCCACAAUGAUAGUUCGAGACGUAAGGCGGCUGGCCCUCUUCAUCGGCCCCGCCAUAGCCAUCCUCUACCUCUGCUGGAAGUUCUUCCUCGGCGGGCAGGCCGUCUUCUCCCCGGACGCGGGCCCGGAUCCGGCACGGAAGGGGGACUCGUCGCCGCCGGACGACCAGCAGUCCACCACCCUCUCAACCCACCACGAGAUCUUCUCCGCCUCGACCCCAAACGGCAGCUACUUCCGCAUCACCUUCGGCGCCUCCUCCUCCUCCUCCUCCUCCUCCGACGCGGCCAUCAACCCCAACAUCAUCCCGCACCCGCUCCACGACGACGCCUGGGUCGUCGUCGCCCAGCGCCGCCGUGACCCGGCCGGCCCGACCGUCUCCUCGGAGCUGGUCUGCUACGCCGCCUUCGUCUCGGACGACGAGCUGCGCUGCAGCGACCCGCCCUGGACCCUGCCCGUCGCCCCGACGACCGGCAUCGCGUGCGACGGCGACCUGGCCGUGCUGGCCAUGAACGUCGGGCCGCACGACGCGCGCGUCUUCCUCGGACCGUCGUCGUCUUCGUCAUUUAUCGUCUACGGUUCCAACUCGCAGUUCUCGUGUUUUGGGCAGUGGAUCCACGACUUUGGAAGGUCGCUGAUGGGGUGGGUUACCGCUGACGAUGGCGAUGUGCGGCCCGUCUUCGCAGAGGGCACGGAGAUGCAGCGGCCGAGCGGCGCGACGUACGGGCGGCUCGAGAAGAACUGGUUCGUCUUCUGGGACAGCUCGGGCGGCAUGUACGUGCACCACGGGGUCUCGCCGCGGCGGUCGUUCGCGCGGCUCGAGGCCGACGGGUCCGCGGGCGAGGACCUCGCGCCGCUGGCGGCCGGCAACGACGACGGCUGCUUGGCGAGGUACAUGCCGGCGGUGGAACCAGAGUCGGAGUCGAUCCACCAGGCGACCAACUCGCUGUCCGUCACCAUGUGCAGGCGGUCGGACCCGAGCUGCCUGCCUGACGCGUCAAACACGUUCCUAUUCACCGUGUUCCAGCACAAGAGCCACCGCGACCUGCGCAGCGUGUACGAGCCCUACGUCAUGGUCUUCGGGCAGGACCCGCCUUUCCAGAUCCACGCCAUCUCGCAGAAGCCCAUCUGGUUCCACGGCCGGGGCGGCGGGACUAGCACUGGCAAUGGCGAAAAGGUGCAGAGGGAGAUGUUCUACGUCGUCUCUAUGAGCUGGAAGAUGCGAAACCAGCGGUAUCACGGUUACCUCGACGAUGUCCUGUUCAUUGCUUUUGGGAUCGAGGAUAAGGAUGCGGCGGGGAUAGACGUCGUGGCGGGUGAUCUGUUGGCAGGGUUGGGUCUUUGUUCCGAUUCAUGAUACCCUGGUUUGAUGCAUUUAAAGGGGUCAUUGGAGGGAGGCGUUUUUGGGGGGAUACGGUGCUCGCUUGGAAACAUGCCGAGUGUUCCGGGUGCCACCAGGCAACCGAGAU
Molecule: messenger RNA, 1585 nt
Organism: Phialemonium atrogriseum
Lineage: Eukaryota; Fungi; Ascomycota; Sordariomycetes; Cephalothecales; Cephalothecaceae
Exons: 1
Coding region: 127-1473 (448 amino acids)
Source: RefSeq, a predicted model, not a curated record